AUGUGUUGGGUAAAGAAGAAGAAGAAGAAGAAGAAGAAGAAGAAGAAGAAGAAGAAGAAGAAGAAGAAGAAGAAGAAGAAGAAGAAGAAGAAGAAGACGAGGAAGGAGAUCAGCGGCGGCGGCGGCGGCGGCGGCAGCGGCGGCAGCAGCAGCCUGAAACCUAACUUACUGCGGACGUCAGUACAAGAGGGUCUAAAGCCCACAUGGUACGGCCUAGUUCCCAGCCAAGGGAACACACUGCCAUCGCACCGUGAGACCGCUGUAAGUCAGAAGGCGUGACUCCAGCCUAGCCAUGGACACAGCCCACCCCCUCCUCUCCCCCUUCCCACUGCCACCAUUGUCAAAAGACAAAACUGCUCAGUUGUUCUUGUGCUUUGAUAGUCCCCUGUCCUAGGGCCCAUGCUAGUACAACUACCGUUACGGUGAUCAAGUGUUCUUCUCUGCAACAGCAUAAAGUAGUAGCUCACACGAAUGAAGCCUCACUAUAGUCCGUAUUUCUUGCAAGCAUAUAUUAUUUUCAAAUUUUCUGGCUGUCUGAAUUUCCCUGAUUUUCCUCUAGUCUGCUUCAUCCUACCACGAUAUGUAUGCAGCGCUGACAGGUGCCGAUUUUUGUUUUUGUUAAAUAGUCGUGGCGGGGGUAAAUGUACACUCCGGAAGGGAAGUCGAUGAGCUGCUGGCGUAGAUUUGCAGCACAACAACACAUGAAGUAGUCGCUGAAUGCAAAAGUGUUGAGCGGGACGCCUGUACUGCAAAACAGUUUGACCUCAGAUGUACCCAUGUCUGAUGUUUUUACUCCUGUAGUCAGCAGUGCCAAUCACGCGGUGAGCAGUCUGCAACCUUCGGCACGUGCAUCCGAGCCGACGCGCACUGCACCGUGUCUGGCUGGCCGACCAAUAGGAUUUGUCAGCGCCUGAGUCGCGUGGUUUAUGAGUAGACUAGCGCGCAUUGACGCAAGGCAAGGUAAAGAGUCUUUGUUCUGCUACCUCGGUGAAGGCUAUCGCGGUGGCUCAAAAUAGACGUACCUUUGGCAGAAAAUGCAGAGAAACAGUGGAGCCCAGCUGAAUUUGGCUUUGGCUACAUCUCGGUUACCUAGUAGCUACUGCCCACUGGGUCAUCUCAGGAGUCUGGGGCACAAGACAAAUGACAAACCAAUUAAUUGAUGAAACGCAAGAGGAAAGAGAAUAAAGAGAAGGAGGAGGAGGAGG
Molecule: messenger RNA, 1205 nt
Organism: Spirometra erinaceieuropaei
Lineage: Eukaryota; Metazoa; Platyhelminthes; Cestoda; Diphyllobothriidea; Diphyllobothriidae
Source: the annotation of a GenBank genome assembly